This is a messenger RNA of Kogia breviceps (pygmy sperm whale), 2957 nucleotides long. RefSeq names its product zinc finger FYVE-type containing 28 (gene ZFYVE28). The record is from RefSeq and is a predicted model, not a curated record. Gene Ontology annotation, cellular component: early endosome membrane. Gene Ontology annotation, molecular function: metal ion binding. Gene Ontology annotation, biological process: negative regulation of epidermal growth factor-activated receptor activity. NCBI's taxonomy places the organism in Eukaryota, Metazoa, Chordata, Mammalia, Artiodactyla, Physeteridae.
GCCGGGCCCGGGCGCAGCGCUGCGGAGGUGAGGGCCGCCGGGGCCGGGCCGGGCCGGCGCGGCGAUGAUGAACAGGUUCCGAAAGUGGCUGUACAAACCCAAGCGGUCGGACCCGCAGCUGCUCGCGCAGUUCUACCACGCGGACGAGGAGCUGAGCCAGGUGGCCGCCGAGCUGGACAGUCUGGACGGGCGGAAGGACCCCCAGCGCUGCACGCUGCUCGUCAGCCAGUUCCGCUCGUGCCAGGACAACGUGUUAAACAUCAUUAACCAGAUCAUGGAUGUGUGCAUCCCCCAGGACCGCGCCCCACGGGAUUUCUGUGUCAAGUUCCCCGAGGAGAUCCGGCACGACAACCUGGCCGGCCAGCUCUGGUUUGGCGCCGAGUGCCUGGCCGCCGGCUCCAUCAUCAUGAACCGCGAGCUGGAGAGCAUGGCCAUGCGGCCGCUGGCCAAGGAGCUGACGCGCAGCCUGGAGGACGUGCGCGGCGCCCUCCGCGACCAGGCGCUGCGGGACCUCAACACCUACACGGAGAAGAUGCGCGAGGCGCUGAGGCACUUCGACGUGCUGUUCGCCGAGUUCGAGCUGAGCUACGUGUCGGCCAUGGUGCCCGUGAAGUCCCCACGGGAGUACUACGUGCAGCAGGAGGUCAUCGUGCUGUUCUGUGAGACGGUGGAGAGGGCCCUGGACUUCGGGUACCUGACCCAGGACAUGAUAGACGACUACGAGCCGGCCCUCAUGUUCACCAUCCCCAGGUUGGCCAUCGUGUGUGGCCUCGUGGUCUAUGCGGACGGACCCCUGAACCUGGACCGCAAGGCAGAGGACAUGUCCGAGCUCUUCCGGCCCUUCCACACGUUGCUGCGGAAAAUCAGGGAUUUGCUGCGGACCCUGACCGAGGAGGAGCUUCACACGCUGGAACGGAACCUCUGUAUCUCCCAAGAUGUGGAGUUCCCCAUGCGGGCGGACACCCCGGUGCCCCCUGCCCUGGAGCCCGCCCUGCCCGCUCCCCUCGCCCCAGCCGAGCCCAGGCACGCAGAGGCGGAGCUGGCGUGCUCCAUGCAGAAUGACGACCAGGAGCUGGAGCAGCUCAGCCGCAUGGUGCACAGGGCUGGCGACGCGAUGUCCUCCCUCCUGUCCCCGCCCAACGCCUGCCAGUCCCCCGCGCACGGGCCGGGCGCCGAGGGCGGCCCCCUCGGGCAGGCGUCCCCGGGCUGCCCACGGCCGCCGCCGGGCGGCGACGAGGAGGAGGGCAGGGUGUUCUUCAUGGAGGACGUGGACGGGGCGGCAGAGCCCCCGGGCGGCCGGUCUGCGCGGGCGGGCGACCCCCCGGAGCGGGGGCGGGGCUUGGCGAGCCGAGAGGCGGGGCUCCGAGCCGCCGCCGCCGCCGCACAGGGAGACUUGAGCGACCGCAGCGUCGUGCAGGGCGACAAGACGCGGGCGGUGGGCCCCGGCUUCUGCAGCUGCCUGGACUCGCAGCCACAGCUGGACGGCUGGGAGGCGAGUGCGGAGGACGCCCAGACGGCCGAGCUGAUCGCCCACCGGACGGGGGGCAUGAAGCUCUCGGCCACGGUCAUCUUCAACCCCAAGUCGCCCACCUCCCUGGACUCUGCCCUCGUCAACCCGGAAGUCCCCGGCAACGGCGUCUCCCCAGGGGAGCCGGCGGCCGAGGGGACGGCGGGCGGCCCCCACAAACUCAGCGCCGCGGCCGCCAACAGCCUCCUGAACUCGUGCGUGUGCUGCAGGGGCUGCGCGGGCGGCCGGGAGGACGCGGCGGAGAGCCUGCGGGGCCGCUGCGCCUCGGGGAGCGUCAUCUGCGCCUCGUACGUGGGCCGCGCCGAGGCCUGCGCCAAGGGCGCCGCGGGGCUGCUGGAGGCGCGGCCUGGCCCGGAGGCCGUGCCCACGGCCCUGGGCGCCCCGGACCCCCGGGCCCUGGAAGACGCCCCCGUCGGGCCGGAGCCCCAAGCCCCCGCUUCCGACAAGUGCCUGGCACACACCUCAGGGCCCCAGGUGGGCGCGGCAGACGGGCUGCCUGGCGGGGGCGGCGGAGCGAGUGCGCUAAAGGAGGCUGAGGCCGGGCAGGACAGUCGGCGUGGAGGGGCGACUGGGGAGGAGCCCCAGCACCUGUCGGGCUCCAGCGGCUUCACGGCGGGCCCCUGCUCCUCAGACGAGAUGGGCUCGGACGCAGGCCCCGUAGCCGUCAGGGAGAAGAUCCGGUCCCGGUUCCACGGCAGCCACGACCUGAUCCACCGCCUGUUUGUCUGCAUUUCAGGCGUGGCCGACCAGCUGCAGACCAACUACGCCAGCGACCUCAGAAGUAUUCUCAAGACCCUCUUCCAGGUCAUGGCCACCAAGCCGGAAACGGACGACAAGGAGAAGCUAAAGAAGGUCACCCAGACCCUGCGGAGUGCGGCCUUGGAGGACUGCGCUCUGUGCCAGGAGACCCUGUCGUCCUCCGAACUCGCAGCCAAGACCCGAGAUGGAGACUUGGAAGACCCGCCCGAGUGGGUCCCAGACGAGGCCUGCGGCUUCUGCACCGCGUGCAAAGCCCCCUUCACCGUCAUCCGCAGGAAGCACCACUGUCGGAGCUGUGGGAAGAUCUUCUGCUCUCGCUGCUCCUCGCACUCGGCGCCGCUCCCCCGCUACGGGCAGGUAAAGCCCGUGCGCGUGUGCACGCACUGCUACGUGUUCCACGUCACGCCCUUCUGCAGCGACAAGGCGGGCAUCUGACACGGUGCCCCAAGCCCGCGAGGGCCCCAAAGGACUGCACGGAGGAGGCGCCGAGGGGGAGGCCUCCGGCCACGGGAGGGUCUUCACCACAUUUCAUCCAGCUGCCGCCACCACCGCUGCCAGGGCUGCGGGCCGCCCUGACUUCCAGAACGUGCAGGGCCUCCGCCCCACCCGCCCUGGCCUCCGCACCCGCGGGGACCUCGGGCCAGCCGCAGGGGCCAACAGGAGGUCAGCU